Molecule: messenger RNA, 923 nt
Organism: Cetraspora pellucida
Lineage: Eukaryota; Fungi; Glomeromycota; Glomeromycetes; Diversisporales; Gigasporaceae
Source: the annotation of a GenBank genome assembly
UUCAAAACCAAAUAGAUUGUAUUAGAGAAGAUUCGACAUUAUCUUCUAAUGAUGCUGUUUCUAGCAUCUUAACACCAACUGAAACCGGAACAAAAAUAGUCUGUAAUACAUAUUCCACUAAGGACCAUUGGAAAAUUGAUGAAGAACAUAAUAAUCAAAAAACUCAAAUCGAUGUAUUUCGGCAGGUUACAAAAGAAGAAAUAGAUAAGUCAAUCAUUGACUUGGUUGUUAGUACUGGAAUAUCUUUCAGUAUUCUUGAUAACCUAUUGUUUCGUCAAGUGGCCAGAAAUCUUCGUUAUGUUACAAAUUCAUAUAAAAUUCUACAUUCAAUGACAAUAUUGCGGCACCUUACAGGCAAUAUAUUCAAUUCAAGAUUGGAAUUUGUCAAGAAUUUACUAGCAAAGUCUCCCAGACGAAUUUCACUAACUUGUGACAGGUGGCAUUCAAACAUUCAUAGGUGCCAUUAUAUCGUUGUUACAGGGUCAUGGAUUAGUGAAGAUUGGAGGGUAGUCAAUAUCAUUUUAAGUUUCCAAAAAUCUGGCCAAACAGCAGAGGAUAUAUUAUCAACAAUAAUAACCACAUUAGAAGCAUAUAAUAUUAAAGAAAAAAUAUUCACACUUACCAUGAAUAACACUACUACAAAUAAAGCUGUAGGUCAGUUGCUUAAGAAUAAAUUGCAGAAUCAAGAAUUAAUAUCAAUAGUAGAUAUGUGUUGGAACUCUACGUUAGCUAUGUUUGAGAGAUAUAUUUAUCUACAUCCGGCCAUUUAUGAGAUGUGUUCAAAAGAAUCCUCCAUGCCUUCUUGUUUAGAAAAUGAAGAGUUCGUAGUGCUUGAAUCCUUCUGUCAACUCUUAAAGCCAUUUGAAGGUGCCACAUUAAUUCUUUUAAAAGAACAGUGUAAUCCAAUUUCUGAUGCAAUAAUG